Molecule: messenger RNA, 1422 nt
Organism: Penicillium waksmanii
Lineage: Eukaryota; Fungi; Ascomycota; Eurotiomycetes; Eurotiales; Aspergillaceae
Product: MFS transporter
Exons: 3
Coding region: 1-1422 (473 amino acids)
Biological process (GO): transmembrane transport
Molecular function (GO): transmembrane transporter activity
Source: RefSeq, a predicted model, not a curated record
AUGGCUCUAUCAAACGAGGCCGAUCGGGUCACAGCGAUUCUAGCUAGCCCUGGCGUGGACGAUCUAGAACGAGGAAGCGAGACUAUCCAGCGAAAGAGUUCAUUGGAUCCUACGGAAUGGAGCGAGAGAAAGAAAAUGUUCGUGGUCUUCGUUGGCCUUCUUACAUUAUUUAACAGCGUUUUUGAUUCAACGAUACCAAGUGGUGGCAUUCGUUCCAUAUGUGCUUUCUUCAACGUCGACAGUGAAACACAACAAGUUCUACCGACGUCAGUAUACCUGAUCGGGUACGUUAUGGGACCUCUAGUUUUCGGACCCAUGAGCGAGGUCUACGGCCGACGAGUGGUGAUGGUGGCAACUUUCAUCCCAUUUACGAUAUUCACACUGGCCUGCGCGUUUUCGCCGAACUGGGCCGGAUUUUUGGUUUUUCGAACUAUUGUCGGCAUCUGUGCAUCUUGUCCCAUCGCAGUCACUGGGGGUUUGUUUUCUGAUGUCUACCAAACCCCGCUCGCAAGAGGGAGAAUGAUGGCACUUUCAAUGGCAGUGACGACUGCAGGUCCUCAAUUUGCCCCGAUGAUCUCGGGAUUUCUUGCACAGGUUGGCUGGAGGUGGAUUUUCUGGGUCUCGCUGAUUAUUGCGGCCGUUACCCUCGGACCGGUCUUAUAUCUGCCAGAGACAUUCGCGCCAAUUCUCAAGCAAGCCUAUCUCCCGAAAAAGCGAGAUGAGGGCAUAUUAGUCAAGGCUUUUACGAGACCCGUGCAUAUGAUAUUUUGCGAACCAAUCAUUUCUUUGACGUGCUUGUACUUAUCAUACGCAAGUGCGAUUUUCUUCAUGUAUUUUGAGGCAUAUCCCUUGAUAUUCCAGGGAAUAUACGGAAUGAGCGACGGAAUAGCCGGUCUUGCAUUUCUCCCCAUUGCCGUCGGAGCCGCAAUCGGGAUGAUAAUAUUUCUAUGGUACGACUCAUUUCUUUACCGCGCAAAGUCUCAAAAUGCAGAAUGGGCUUUUAUUGAGGAAUACCAACGGCUACCACUUGCAUGUCUUGGAGGACCCUUGUACGUGCUAGCUUUGUUCUGGCUUGGCUGGACUGCCUCUGCCGAGAUCCAUUGGAUAGUACCGAUGCUAGCCGGGAUACCGUUUGGCAUGGGUUUCUUCCUGAUAUUCGUGGCUUUGAUUAAUUAUUUGAUCGACGCCUAUCAUAAAUACGCUGCAAGCGCCAUGGCAGCUGCUAGCACAUGUCGCUCUAUAUUUGGAGCCGUCUUGCCUCUAGCUGCUAGUCCCAUGUUCCAUCGCCUUGGAGUUAAUUGGGGGACCAGUUUACUGGGCUUUUUGAGUCUAAUUAUGACUUUCAUUCCCUUUGUGUUCAUUCGCUAUGGUGAGAGAAUUCGGAGAAGGAGCAACUUUCGACAAGAGCUUGAAAAGGAAUGA